Schistosoma curassoni is the source of this 2756-nucleotide messenger RNA. NCBI's taxonomy places the organism in Eukaryota, Metazoa, Platyhelminthes, Trematoda, Strigeidida, Schistosomatidae. The record is from the annotation of a GenBank genome assembly.
GAGGGUGACCCAAGAGGCAGGUGAGUAAACACCCGAUAGCAGGACAGAGCAUGGAAAACUCGCGCUUCACCAACGUGGUGUUGCGUAGCCCGCUCGUGGCACUUGCUCAGAUAUUCUUGUUUCUCUUACAAGCUCUGAUCACCAUACAGAGGUACGUAGCAAACCGUCAGCGAUAGUUGUGGAAGAAAUUAAAUGCUACAAAAUAAGAUAACAAGGUACUACAUUAAGAGAUAUCUAUGGACUAUCGUCGAUUUUUGACGGAUUUAGUCCCCAUCCAUUGAAAACCAAACACUGAGCGAGUUUGUAAUGCUCCUUUGGGUGGCGGAAACAGAACGUACGUGUACUUGAUUGACAGAUUAAUUGAACCGACGUUACUACGGAAGCCGAUUCUAAAGGGCAGCUAAUGUAACAGCCGAGAUUGAUCUCAAACAAUUAAAUACAUGUCAAAACAAUAGAUCCCAAUUAUUCAUUCACUUCCUUAUUUUGUAUAAGCAUCAUAUUUCCUGUUAUAUUAUAUUGAAUGUUGAAAAGCUUUGUGUGUUUGAACAGUUAAUCGCACACUCCACCGUGACUGCGCGACGAUCUUAAUAAAGACUUGCAAAUGGGUAAUAGGAACGGGAGCAAGUCAUCACAACGACCACUAUCCAAGUCACAAAACAGGUCACAAAUGUCCAGACAAUUUGGGCAGUUUUGUUGGUACCACUGGAAGUUUGGUGUCAACUCACCCAAGUCCAUGCAAACAUGCGCCUGGCCUAAGCAUAAUUCUAAGACAUCGGGAAACGAGUAACCCCUCCCCAGGUCGCGACGACUGAGGAGAGGCGCCUAAACAGUCGCUUGUUUUAUGUUAGAGACAGAAACUCGGGCUUGAAUUUCUUGGUGGAUACUGGCGCUGCUCUUAGCAUCAUCCCUCAAAAUAAAGCUGAGCUGAGUCGAGAAACAUCAUCAAUUACACUUCAAGCUGCAAAUAAAACUAAAAUCGCGACAUUUGGGCAGAAAACUUUAACCCUAGAUUUGGGGUUCAGGAGGCAAUUCCCUUGGAUUUUCACGGUAGCCGACUUAGAUCUGGCAAUACUGGGUAUGGACUUUCUAGAGAGAUACGAAUUUCUAGUUGACAUCAAGAAACGGCGAUUAACACUAAAAGAAACUUCGUAUUACACAAAAGGCAAAGAAAGUCACAUCAGCUCUCUUAACUUGAUUCAAACCCCUCCAGUAACAACAGCGAAAUUCCAAGACAUACUCGCGGAAUUUCCAAACUUAACUAAACCAAACCCACAGCCUUCUAAGGACAAACUUAAAGUGAGUCACACUAUCAAAACCGAAGGUGCACCGGUGUUUGCAAAACCCAGGAGACUAGCACCAGAAUAGCUCAAAAUCGCUAGGGCUGAGUUUGAUUAUAUGCUACAAUUGGGUAUUAUCCGUCCCUCUGAUAGUCAAUGGGCAUCCCAUUUGUAUAUGGUCCCAAAGAAGAAUGAAGGUGACUGGCGACCGUGCGGGGAUUACAGAGACCUCAACAGUCAAACCGUACCAGAUAGGUACCCAUUACCUCAUAUCCAAGAUUUCACCAACGGUUUACAGGGUAUGAACAUAUUCACUAAAAUUGACUUAGUCAGGGCAUAUCACAAUAUCCCGGUGGCUGAUGUAGAUAUUCCCAAGACAGCUAUUACUACACCCUUUGGCUUAUUCGAGUUUGUACGCAUGCCAUUCGGCCUGAGAAAUGCGGCACAGACAUUUCAAAAAUUCAUAGAUAACCUACUUCGAGAUAUGCCAUUUGCGCAGGGGUACAUACAUGACUUGUUAAUUGCCAGCCCCGAUUUGCAAUCACACGAACAGCAUGUACAAGCAGUGUUGAAAAGACUGGAUGAACAUGGAAUAAACAUACAUCAAAGUAAGUGUGUUUUCGGUGUUCAAACUUUAGAAUUUCUCGGUCACACAAUAAGCCCAGAAGGGAUUAAACCUAUCAAAAAAGAAGUGGAUACCUUCAAACAAUACCCCGUACCUAGUUCUCUAACACAACUGAGAAGUUUUCUAGGCCUAAUUAACUUUUAUCGCAGAUUCAUACCAGGUUGUGCACAAUUAAUGCAACCUUUGACAGAUUCACUUAAAGGAAAACCAAAAGAAUUCAAACUGUUUUCCGACGCCGUCGAAGCUAUUAAACAGCUUAAAGAUAAACUGGCUCAAGCAACUACGAUCAUAUAUCCGAAAUCUCUUUCCCCACUUCCUUUGAUGGUGGAUGCUUCAGAUAAAGCAGUAAGCGGUACCCUUAACCAACUGGUUAAAAACGCCUGGAAACCAAUUGCUUUCUUAUCAAAAAGACUCGCUCCAGCCGAAACAAGGUACUCUACCUUCGGGCGAGAACUUCUUGCAAUCUAUCUGACCAUUAAACACUUCCGACACAUGUUAGAAGGUAGGGAAUUUAUAGUCUUUACGGAUCACAAACCACUAACGAAUGCAUUAAAAGCGAGAGCCGAUAAAUACUCACCUCGAGAAGUCCGACACCUUGACUAUAUAACACAGUUCACAAGCGAUAUCCGACAUGUCAAGGGUCAAGACAACCAGGCGGCAGAUGCUUUAUCCAGACUAGAAAUGAACGUGCUACAGCAGUCUACAGUAAACUUCGAGACGUUAAGACACGAACAAGAGCAGGAUCUAGAAUUACAAAACCUACUUAAAACAAACAAUUCAAGUCUUAAUUUAAAACAAUUACCAUCACCUAUCGAUAGUAUUCUAAUUUAAUGUGACACGACCAAGGCAAUGCC